This is a messenger RNA of Ochotona curzoniae (black-lipped pika), 2984 nucleotides long. It is a transcript of the gene TESK2, whose product is annotated as testis associated actin remodelling kinase 2. NCBI's taxonomy places the organism in Eukaryota, Metazoa, Chordata, Mammalia, Lagomorpha, Ochotonidae. Gene Ontology annotation, molecular function: ATP binding; protein serine/threonine kinase activity. Gene Ontology annotation, cellular component: cytoplasm; nucleus. Gene Ontology annotation, biological process: protein phosphorylation; actin cytoskeleton organization. The coding region runs from base 371 to 2092 and encodes 573 amino acids. The transcript has 11 exons. The record is from RefSeq and is a predicted model, not a curated record.
CGGUCCCAGCUGCCCUCCGCGCGUGGCGGGUGGGAGCGUCCUUCUGUCCCCACCGAAGAGGUGUGGGGGAGCGGCCUCGACUGCCGGGCCAUGGCAGUAGCCUCCUCGUCUUCUGCCACUGCUGGUGCCCCCAAGUUGCCGGCUUCCGCGCGAGGGACCCCUACCGCCUCUGCCGGCUGAGGAGCCGCUGCCGCCACCGAGCUGGGAGGGCGACUAUGCUCCGUCCUGGCCUCUGCCUUCCCGUCCUGGCGCAGGCACUCCUCUGGCCGCUCAGUCCCGUCUCAGCAUCAAACCAGAAGAGAAGUAAAAUUCACAACAAUUUAUUAUGUUUGGAGUUCCGUUUUAAGAGAAGAAAGUGAUCCUUGAGACUAUGGAUCGGAGCAAGCGGAAUUCCAUCGCAGGAUUUCCUCCACGCGUGGAACGUCCUGAGGAGUUUGAAGGAGGUGGUGGAGGGGAUGGGAACAUGACGCAGGCGGGAAGAGUGUGGCCAUCUUCGUACCAGGCGCUUAUGAAGGCAUUUUCCAGACUGACACGUUUGGAUGAUUUUACCUGUGAAAAAAUAGGAUCUGGCUUCUUCUCUGAAGUUUUCAAGGUGCGCCACCGAGCUUCGGGUCAGGUGAUGGCUCUUAAGAUGAAUACCUUAAGCAGUAACCGGGCAAACAUGCUGAAAGAAGUACAGCUCAUGAAUAGACUCUCCCAUCCCAACAUCCUUAGGUUCAUGGGUGUAUGUGUACAUCAAGGACAAUUGCAUGCACUUACAGAGUAUAUGAACUCCGGGAACCUGGAACAGUUGCUAGACAGUAACCUGCAUUUGCCCUGGACUGUGAGGGUGAAAUUAGCCCGUGACAUUGCAGUGGGCCUCAGCUACCUUCACCUCAAAGGCAUUUUUCAUCGGGACCUCACAUCCAAGAACUGCCUGAUAAAGAAAGAUGAGAACGGUUACUCGGCAGUGGUGGCUGACUUUGGCCUGGCUGAGAAGAUCCCUGAUGUCAGCACGGGGAGUGAGAAGCUGGCUGUAGUGGGCUCUCCUUUCUGGAUGGCACCAGAGGUUCUCAGAGAUGAGCCCUAUAAUGAAAAGGCAGAUGUGUUCUCUUAUGGUAUCAUCCUCUGCGAAAUCAUCGCCCGCAUCCAGGCUGAUCCGGACUAUCUUCCCCGCACAGAGAAUUUCGGGUUGGACUAUGAUGCUUUCCAGCACAUGGUGGGAGACUGUCCUCCAGACUUUCUGCAGCUCACCUUCAACUGCUGUAAUAUGGACCCCAAACUGCGCCCAUCCUUUGUGGAGAUUGGGGAGACCCUCAACAAAAUUCUGAGCCACCUACAGGAAGAACCACCAGAGGACAAAAAGCCGCAGCCCACAAGCAAGGGACUCCUGGACAAAGUACCUGGGGUAAAACGGCUGAGCUCACUGGAUGACAAGAUCCCUCACAAGUCGCCACGCCCAAGCCCUAAGCGUACCAUCUGCCUGUCUCGGAGCCAAUCAGACAUCUUCUCCCAUAAGCCUCCACAUACAGUGAACGUCUUGGACCCCUAUUACCGGCCACAACGAGAUGGUGCUGCCCGCAUCCCCAAAGUCAAUCCAUUCAGUGCUCGCCAGGACCUUAUGGGUGGCAAGAUCAAAUUCUUUGCUCUGCCAAGCAAAUCUGUCAUCUCCCUGGUAUUUGACCUGGAUGCACCUGGGUCAGGUACCAUGCCCCUAGCUGAUUGGCAGGAACCCCUUGCUCCACCUGCUCGACGGUGGCGUUCUUUGCCCGGCUCACCUGAAUUCUUGCAUCAAGAAGCCUGUCCGUUUGUGGACCGAGACGAAUCACUAUCUGAUGGGCCCCCUCCACGCCUCAGUAGUCUGAAGUACAGAGUAAGAGAGAUCCCACCAUUCCAGGCAUCUGCCCCAACAGCUGCUUUGGCCUCUGAGGCCAUGGACUGCUCCAAUCCCCAGGAAGAAAAUGGUUUUGGCCUUAGGCCCCAGGGGACAGGACCCUGCCCUGAAUGUUCCUCUGAAGAGAUGGAGGCAGAAGAGAGGCCGAGAAGCUUGGUUCCCAGCCCCCUCCGUGCCUCAGGCAUGGGCCUUCAAACCCAGGGAGAGCAGGAUGGAUGAGGGGACUUAGACCCUGUCUACCUUGAGGAUGGCCUUUCAGCUGAAGCUGUAGGACCUCCUUGGGGCCCAGCCUUGACCUCCUCCUGGAGCCCACAGAUCAGCAGUGCUAGGCUAAGCCAGACUCAACUACUGAGCUCCCAGUACCAAAGGCUGUGGUAGGAGAAGGGAGCAAGCAGUGAGAGGUGUUGCAAGUUAGGGCCAACAGCUGAUCCCAAGCCUCUGAAAUCUAGCAUGGAUCUUUGGUGCCCACCUGAUCCCCCAGUGCACUUCCCCAAAUAGGACCAGGAUUCCUAGUUCUAUGUUGAGCUGGCAGGCAGCUAUUACCCCACUUCACCCAUCCCAGGUCUGUCUCUUGCACCUUCUUGGGACACAUAACUACUGGAUGGAACCAACAACUCACCAGGUAGCCAUAAAGGGCGUGACUUUUUCUCAGAUCUGAAGACUGGUGUGCUUCUUGCUAGUAUGUUUAAGACACUUGAAUAAUUGCUGUUUGCACUUACUGCAUGGUCAGACCACAUCACUACAUUUCUAUGCAAGGGGAGGGCAAGGCAAUGUGAUGGUCGUGGCUCUUAGCUAACCUAUUCAAAGAUCUUUACCAGUUGAUUAAACUAUUUCUGUAUUUAUAAAGGAGUCUUAAAUGUUCUGCCUCAUGAGACUUUCAACCACCUGGUUGGGAGUGGGGCUGGAUUUGUAUGCCCUAGGGCCUACUCUAUGUAUCUGUCAACAUGUGAUACAUACACCCAGUUGGUUAAAUGGGUAUACAGGGACUGAUUUUUCUCCCUGCUAUGGCUGGAGGUUCAGGAACAGUCUGUCCUCACAGAACCGCAAUAAGAAAUAACCAAAGAAUGAAGUUGGUCAAAUAUUUUCAUAACUUGUUUCUGUUGAUUUUUUU